Suillus subalutaceus is the source of this 702-nucleotide messenger RNA. RefSeq lists its product as uncharacterized. Bases 1 to 702 code for a protein of 233 amino acids. Lineage: Eukaryota; Fungi; Basidiomycota; Agaricomycetes; Boletales; Suillaceae. The record is from RefSeq and is a predicted model, not a curated record. The transcript has 5 exons.
AUGGGUCAAUGGUAUCAUGAAACAGUCCUUGAAGCGUGGGAGAUUCUAGUCUUGAACAAGUCGGAGGCAGAUCGGGCGUCGAGUAUACAAUCGUUUGUAAAGGAUGUGGCCAUACUCUUUCUCCUGCACACAGUGCUCGCCUAUCCUUUUCUGCCAUUCCACGCGCGCUUCUCGAACGCCUUUCGUCGUCCUUUCAUCCCAGCUCGAAAGUCGUCAAAGGGCAGCGGUGCUACAAGACGUCCACCUAUUCAAGCCCGUCGAAUAUCGCCAGGCUUUUUCGAUGGCUCUUCUGCAGCACGAGGUACCCAUACUCUUUCUCCUGCACACAGUGCUUGCCUAUCACCUCCCAUUCCACGCGCGCUUCUCGAACGCCUUUCGUCGUUCUUUCACCACUCUCACUUCAAUGCCAAUGGAGCACCCAAACUCCAUCAAUGCCCAAGCCGCUCUAUCUUUUCUCGCGGUCAUUGUAUUGUCGAAGUUGCUACAGUACAGGACAGAAAGGCAUUGUAUGUUGCUCCGCGGCCGCAGCAGCAAAGCCAGUCGCAUGUCCAGGCCCUGUCGCAAUCUCAGCCUACUGCCACCGCCUCCUCCAUGUCCACCACACCUGUCCAAGGUACUUGCGCUGCUGCACAGUCACCACCCAUCCCAUUGUUGACUUGUUUUGUGUUGUUUAUCUGCUGCGCAUCUCCCUCAUCAAUAUAA